CGUUUAAGUGCAUUCAACGCGUCUAAGUCCCAAUCUUUGAAUUCACAUCUUAUGUACAAUACAUAUCCUAGGUACCUAUAUAUUAUUAGGCAGCUUGUCGAUGCAUCACUUCGUCUUCAACCCUUUCAUUCAUAACCAAAUCCUACCUGCUUACCCUUACAAUAUUGCUCGUCUAUUUAAAUCUUCUAAUAGUGCAAGGAAAUGUGUUUAAGGACCAAUGGCGAGAUGGAAGGAGCUCGGGGAGGUGCCAGACUCGGACGACGAAAGCGCAUUUGACAGCAGUAGUGAAUCUGAACCCGAGCUUCCACAGCAACAUAUUGAUGUUCACCCAAAAUCUGCCAAAGAAGCAGGACCUGUAAACGAUUCCACAGUCUGGGAUAUACCGUUAUCAUCCCAGACUUUCAAUGAAGUCAAUGAAGAGGUGGAAGAGCGCAAUGCUGAUCGAAAUCUAAUUCAACCACCACUGCAAGCUUCUUCUACCCAACCACGAACCACUUACGAAACCCACAACUCUCAUGAACCCCACGAGCCUCUCGAUCCCUACCAUCUCGAAUCAUCGCCUCUUUCAUCGCCACCCAUUGCUCCUAGUAAUGACCUGGAAGAUACAGCACAACCUGCCGAGGUUGGUAACGUCGUGUCAGAUCAUCUUAAUACGCCUAAAGCAGCCGGUGUUGUUUCACCAGAGCAAUUCGUCACUGCUGUAUUUGAGGCAAAGGAUGUCUCGGACGAGAGCGAGGAUGAAUUUGAGCAGCGAACAUUGCAGUUUGGCCGAUCAUUGCGACCACGUAAACCGAUUCAAGAGCACCCUUACUUGUUGGAAAGUGCUCAGUACAGUAACGCUCUCAAGUCUCGCGGUUUACGUCCAUUACGGUUGCAAGCUGAAGAGGCGGCGAGAAGGAGACAAGAAGAUGAUUCGCAAGAACAGGAAUACGAAGAUGAAAGCCAGUCGACUGCUAUCGAAUUUGCCCGGGAGGAAGCUGAGGAAAGCCAGGACAUCCCACCCGCUGAUCUCUUGAACGAUAUCGACGAUGAGCUUCCACCAGCAGGUAGUCUAUCUGAAACUCACGAGCAGAGAGAGAUACCACAAAAUACUUGGCUGAACAGUUCUCAAAUUGACGAGGAUGAAUUUCCUGAUCUGGCUGACGUUGACAAGUGGAAACUGGAUGGGAAAAAAUCAAGCACGACUACUGUCAGUGCUAAGAGACAGGGCUCGCCUAAAUUAUCGAAGAAAAACAAGCUCCAAAGCCUGCACAAGUCUACUAGGUCUGCGGAAAAGGGUUCACUACCAGUAACAUCUCACAGCAUCUUCGACAUCCCUUUAUCUCCGCCUCAGACAAGUUCAAAUCCCCUCGCCUUGACUCCGGAUAGCGCCGCUGGACGUUCUCGACCUAUACCCUUGUCCACUCCAAAGCCAAGCAGCACAAUAUCUCGAUUAAUUGACAGUCCUGCCCGAGCAAACCAAAGACCAUGCACGAUAGAUCUUACCAUAAUGGACGAUGAAGAUGAGCCUAAUGACCAGAAGGAAACGGAAUCUAGCGAUAACUCUGAAAGUGAUUCCGAAGUUGUACAGGCCACCAUGAGAAGAAGGAUACGUGGUGUAUUGCCUGCGUCUUGGCUUCGUCUUGACCAGCAAACUACACACCAAAAGAACAAGAGGGCACCACCACAACGAAGUCCAGAUCAUUCGCCGGAGCGGACCCAGAGAAAGGGUGUAGCUCAGCGCCGGAAGGCUUUGUCGGGAUCCAGCACUAACAUAAUCCCUUCUCUUGAUGAUUCAGACGACAAUAUGACGUUAGGAGUAAACGAUUUCGACGACCCUUACAGCAACACCAGCAACACCAGCAACAUUAUUCCCGUUUUUGAAGACGAUGUUGGCUCAGUUGUUGAAGAUGACUCUAUCGACUAUAUGCUCUCUCGUGGUAAAAGGACCAAUGCUGUCACUGACGGUACGGACCGACCUCGAAAACGACGAAAAAAUAACCAGCCGAUUCCCAAGGGUCAACAUCGUCAACCGAGAAUCACCAAGCACUUGGAUGGGGCCAAAAACACUACCGCCCGAUCUGUCGCCAAUAAGUGUCGAGGCAAAAACGCUUCACAUACAGAACAUCGAACAAAGGAGCCUGGGAGAGUGUCAGCAACAUUCACACCCCCACCGUACCUUAGCAUUUUGGAUGUUAUGGAAUCAAAUGCACCCUCUUUCAUUCGUGUAGCUGCUAGGACUGCUCGUCAUAGACUAGAUAAGGGGAGAUCAAGCCCUUCAAGAAAGCAAAUUGCCCUCGGGAAGCGCUCAGACAAUGUCGAUGCUGUGGGUACUCUCAGAGACUGGAAAAUGGGUCGUAUUCAACCCAAGGUUUCUCAUAACACCACAAAUCCGUUGCUACCAACCUCAUCCAAGCCCCUUCAACCUUUGUCCCAGAAUCAACCUAUUCGGCCGCCGAAAUCAGGCUCUAGACUUCGACCACAUCGAACUGUGCCCUCCAGCCGCUUCUCACAACCUCUUGUCGCAAUUAAACAAGCAAGGCUUGAUAAUUUCGUGACCACUGAAGCAGCAGUGUCUUCUAAACCUACCCAGCCGCAACCUACCAAUCCUUUACCCAGACCCCGUCAAAUAAAUCGAACAGGUUCAUCUAAUGCAGCAUCACGGCCUGCACAACUUGAAACAACUGGUGAAAGGGCUGGACGAUACGCCUUUCAUGCGCAAAAGAGAGCUCUGGAUGCAUUAUAUCGAAAUUCGCGUAGAACAUUGCCAACUUCAACCAGUGUUGGGCUGGAACGAUUGGUGGGUGGUAGUGAGUCUGUUGCAGAUUCUGAUAUACAUGACGAGGACCCGCCACCAAGCAACAGCCCUGAAAAGCUCGAGCCCGUGCCAUUGCGUAAACGGUUGAAGCCCCGAAAACAUUUUCAGCCCCGGCGAGUAGAUACUGCAGAACCCCAGUAUGCGCAUGCCAACGAUCCUCUGCCUCCAGAGGUAAGCCCUGUUAGCCCUUUUGUAGAAGUCACACGUCCCUCAGAGCCCACAGGGAAACUGCUGGGACUCGGACCAUUUGGCACGCACUACACACAGCAUUUCGAGAUUUUCCCACUCGACCUAGGCGUUUUCUUCCAUGAGAGCACUCUCCUCGGGAGUGGAAGGUUAAUGAAAGCUUUAGAAGAAAAACCUCGCGAUAGUCUCCAUCGUCCGCGAGGUCAUGGCACGUUUAUUCUCGACGAAAAAACACUUCGUUGGGGUCGAUGGGACGCACAAACUUCGUCGGAAGUAGGCAUAGCCUUUGACUGGAUUGUCGACUACCUUCAUUCUGCCCCUUCCGACUCUAGCAAUAGUGUGAGCCCAGUACAAGCUGUGGAAUUCAUCCUAGAUUAUCUUCAGUGUCAUGUAAGCUUUUCGGGUGACGAAAGUGAAAAACAUUUCACAGGUCGGGCCUUGGAAAUGUUGCAAAGCUUUGCGAAUCGUUUAGAGGCCUUGCCACGACGCGCUCAAAGUGAAGCCCAGCUUUUCAUAGACAUCUUGAGCCGCACCUUGCUGAUCACGUUGCAAGUCUUGCGAAUUUGCCAUGACCUUGGUCAGUUAUCAGAGUUGUUCCAUCUUGAAGAAGUGCUUUCACGAAUCGCAAAAAGGGCGGUCCAUGAACUACUAGCGACUGACUUGGUAGAUAUUCGGAACAUAUUCUGUGAUCUACAGCAAACACGCUUCCGCGAGAGAGGUAUUCGCAAUGAGCAUCAUUCGAUGGUGUGCUGGACCAUACUCAUUCGAGUUCUUGAAGAGGCUCAUAUUCCUAAGUCCGGUUUCUGGGAUCUUGUAUCUUCUGCCAUGCUAAACACAGACCUAAGCGCUAUAAACGAUGCACAUUCCUUCGAGCGAAUAUGGCGUAACCUCUUUACUCUUCUCCCCCUCGGCGAGUUCGACAAUACGGGCGUUAUUAUUCCAGGCACUAGGCAUUUCUCACCUUUAGAGGGCUGGGCUCUACCCCAAAAACUACUCAAGCGAAUCUUCCAGUUGUACGAGAGCAACUCGCGGCAAGCACCGAGUUUCAAUGAUUAUUGUCGAGGGAUUGUCAGUCGUUGCCAUUAUCUCGUAGAGCAGUGGGGCUGGAGGAAGUGCAAUAGCAUAAUUGGAACCAUCUUCGACUUCUUUGCUGCCCGAGGCCUCUCCCAUUUGCGUAAUGAGGAAGUUUACAAGUCACCUGAAUUUCUAGAGAACCUUGCGGAAUCUCCCUCGCUCGUCAUCCUACCGGAAGACAAGUGCUUUCAUAUUUUUCUAAAGCUUUUAGCCUUAUCCAUCAAACGCCUUAACAACUAUGGUUUGACUAAGGAUACCAGAAACCUGGUAGCCAGAGUACUGCCGAAUCAUGACCGGCAGUACGACAAAGAGAAGGAUAUCUACGAAAGUGAUCUAGCUGCCCUAAGAAAUCACCAUGAUCUUCUCUGCACACUCUUCUGGGCGGCGCCGCCGAGUUUACGACCUUCGGUGCAGACCAUCGAGAAGUUAGUGUUACCUAGCAGUUCCCAUAAAGAGGCAUGCUUGAUUAGCUUGCGAGCCUGGAGCCAGCUGUCGCGUUUCGUAAUAUCCCACGAGGACAAUGACAAGUACAAAGCUUUCGCGGAUUGGCAGAGGAAUAUUUUCCAGCAGGUAAUGGAACAGUAUUUAUCCGCCGAAACCGACAUUCAAACGCAACUAUUAAACAUGUCUAAAAAUGCCUCGAAAGACAUCAGCCGAGAAAUGAUGAAGACGGUUAUCAAAUUAAACAGGAAAAGCGCAAUGGAUGUGCUAUACUUCUCGAUGAGAGGCUUCCUGGGGGUUAUGCAGAACGCUCCAACUCUCAGCGCCGCAUCGUUUGCGCUGAAUUAUUAUCAGCUGGAUCAGGUUUUCAAACGUUUCCCCUUCUCGUCGAUAGACUUCGAUUGGAGUAGUCUGCGGGCUGCAUUGGAUAUUCUUGACUAUUACAUCACUCAGAUCGAGAAAUUCUUGCGCCAGGACUUUAUAGAAGCUGACUACUCAUGGCACGGUGAAGAUGCCAUACUGCUUCUUGAGCGCAAAAUGGCUGCACCUUUUUUCGAAAUGCUUCGCACAAUUACCACGACGGACUUCAGGGAUUCCGAGCUCGGCCCCACGAGUGAUCGUAUGAUAUGCAUAGAGCAAGCUAUUUUGCUCGGGGCCCGACUGGCAGCACGGUUAAUUCAUGCUCAACUUAUGACUGUCUCUCAAGUGUUUGUAGCUGUGGGGUUCGGCAUGUCCCGUAAACCAUCGACGGCCGUGGGUUUGCCUUCAAGACAAUAUCAUACUCUAUUCCUGGCCACGCUGGUUGAGCAGGGCAUAUGCAGUUUCAAGGACUUGGGCUGCACAACCCUUGAUUUCAUCCUAACCGAAAUUGUCAAGCCUUACCACUUCCUAGCCUACGAGAACCGCCUUGCUCUAGCAAUCAAACGUCAUGGUAGCCCCUAUUUGAAAGAUGCUGCCAUUAAAGUUGGAAACAGCCCUGAUUAUAAUUCAAACAGGGUUUUGUUUAGACACGUCGUUGCCAUGAUGCGUAAGACCCUGUUGUCUAUGGAUAGCAAAAGGCGACGAGAGUUACAGGCGGAUUUCUCCAAGACCGUGAAGGGCACGAUGGAUCAAAUGAAGCUUGAUCUAAAGUGGGCUGAGAAAACCGUUACACGCGAAGCGCACAAAGAUUACAUCGAGUUCGUCCAGUCAAUUGUCAGCAUGAUUAAAUCGCAUGAUAUUUGCCCCGUAGAUACCUAUUUCUACCGAAUCAGCCCAGAGUAUUCCCCGUCUCGGCAGGAUCCUCGCCUACAGCUGGCGGGCAUACUCUCAUGGGCUCUCAGGCUAGAGGAAGGUGAAACUAACGCUGCAUCCAACCUAUUCUACCUUCUAUUGCCAAACUUCAAGCUUGCUGUUGAGAAAUCUAAGCUUCAGGAAGAAAAAGUUAUUAUUAUGGAAGGAAUGAGAAACCGGCAUUUUCUCGCCUUUAUACUUGGCAGAAUGUUCCCGGCAAUCAUCACAACAUUAUCGGGAGGGGUUAACACAUUCUGGGCACUACUGAACUUGUAUAUGGAGGCCUUUGAAGACAUGCUUACAACGCCCUGCAUCCACGGGCAAAUUGGAAAGCGGGAUGGAAGCAAUCUUGUCGUUCUCCUGGAUUAUGCAAUUUCGGCGAUUGCCAGGGUCUGGGGAUGUUCGCAACACCCCAACCCUCCUCAUAUGCCUCUCUACACACUUACCCAACUCAUACACCUCCUCAACUUACUCUUGCCCAUGUUCACAGCCUACUUGGUAAAUAACGCGCCGUCUCAGUCUACAGUAGCACGAGACAUUGCCAAGAGAAUCGACUACCUUACGAACCACGCGAUCACGGCCAAUAAGCAUAUAAGAAACUCUCUCAACACCGGCAACUCUCUAUUUCCACUUCAAUGUGCUGCGCCACGGGAACAGCUCGGGGUGGAGAGUAACGACGAAGUCGAGAAGUUCGCACAAGUUUUGGCCGCGGACCUCGAUUUCACACUACUCCCCACACAGUCAAAGUGGGAUGUAGGGAGGCUUGCCUCGGAAUAUAAACAGCUUUCGCUUUCGCUCUGCGCCAGCUGGGGCCCAUCAGCGUCGAAUUCAAGGCUGGACUUAGACUUGUUACCGAUCGAUAGAUUUUUGUUUUAGUUAUAGAUGCAUUUUUUGAGCAUGGCGUUGGCGGUUGAUGCAUGUUGCAUAGAUACCUACCUACUGACUACCUACCUACUCUUUAAUGAAGAGGAGUUAGACGUGAGGAUGAUAUGAUGGUAGUUAUGUUCCGGUUAAAGGGGAUGCUGUCAAAUAUAAAUAUACCCGCUGCAUCUAUUU
Messenger RNA from Hypoxylon fragiforme, 6826 nucleotides. Its product is annotated as Mus7/MMS22 family-domain-containing protein. Gene Ontology annotation, biological process: replication fork processing; double-strand break repair via homologous recombination. Bases 218 to 6646 code for a protein of 2142 amino acids. Gene Ontology annotation, cellular component: Cul8-RING ubiquitin ligase complex; nucleus. The transcript has 6 exons. Lineage: Eukaryota; Fungi; Ascomycota; Sordariomycetes; Xylariales; Hypoxylaceae. The record is from RefSeq and is a predicted model, not a curated record.